This is a messenger RNA of Puntigrus tetrazona (Sumatra barb), 4549 nucleotides long. It is a transcript of the gene kank3, whose product is annotated as KN motif and ankyrin repeat domains 3. Gene Ontology annotation, molecular function: protein binding. Gene Ontology annotation, biological process: negative regulation of actin filament polymerization. Bases 331 to 3126 code for a protein of 931 amino acids. Gene Ontology annotation, cellular component: cytoplasm; cytoskeleton. The record is from RefSeq and is a predicted model, not a curated record. NCBI's taxonomy places the organism in Eukaryota, Metazoa, Chordata, Actinopteri, Cypriniformes, Cyprinidae. The transcript has 11 exons.
UCUGACUCAGAUGGAUCUAAAUGCAGAGCUCCUCAACUCGAAGAUCACGACGCAGUUACAUGGCUGGGAAGGAAUCAGCACCACCCAUUCAAAGCAAUGCCAGCGCCGCCCAUGAGCCCAUACACCCCAACAGAUCAUUUUAACUGGAUCCCGCCACAGAGCCUUCAUAAUUGACCUACUCGGAAUGAACGGUAACUACCGCUCGUCCAAAGGCUGGAAAUAAAUCAGCGAUCAUAUCAGGAUUAUCACUACGCAAAAACAAAAGUAGCAAACGUCAUCCUGAGGGUGUGCUGAUUUUUCUUCAGGAGGGGCAGCACAAGGCUCCAUAAAAUGACCCAGUCUGUGCAUAUAACCUCCAAACUGCCAAAUCUGAGUGCCCCUUUUCAUUGCUCUACUGAAGAAGAAACAGACCAAGGUGGCUCCUAUUCAGUACAGACUCCCUACGGAUUUCAGCUGGACCUUGACUUUCUCAAGUAUGUUGAGGAAAUAGAGAGUGGACAUAGCAUUCGUAGGGCUAAUGUGAACCCUCGGAGGGGAUCCAGGGGUGACCGUGGGUAUCAGAGGAAUUUAAGUGUCGGUGGUCGGGCCAGUGGCUGGACCUCCACAGAGUCUCUUUCCUCAACAACCAGUGAGAAUGGCCAAACUAACCCACCUUUUCUCCAAAGCCCCAUCACAUCACCUAGUAAAUCACAACCACUCUCCCCAUUACCAGUCAUCAAUCCCAAUCCACCUACUUGCUCCAAAGUGCCACCACCACCUCCACCACGUAACCCUAGAGUUGAGAGAACACUCUUUGAAACUAGUCUUCGGCUCCAACAGGAGCAAAGUCAGUUUUCCAACGGAUUAGGCUCUAAUUUGUCUGACCUUUCCAAAGUGAGUUCCAAAGCCAGUGGAUUUAAUAGGGACAUUUCACUAGCUUCUUCCCAGCUUGCUUCAGAUGCCCACUUGCUACAGAUAUCACCUGUUGUUCAGAACCCCCUUUCUGGUGUCUGGACCAAAGCAAGCCCUCAAACGUCUGGAAGGAGCACGCCAGCCUCCAACUCAGGAACAUUACCUCCUGGACAGCUCCAGACAGUGCGAGAACAGAUGGCCACCGCACUUAGGCAGCUAAGAGAGAUGGAAGAGCGAGUCAAAGGACUACCAGUUCUAGAAAGAGAAGUUGCCAUGCUUCGGGCUGAAAAAGAAAGGCUGGCAAAUGAACUUCAAAAGAAAACAGAGGAACUUGAUGCAACGCUCAACUCAGUCUCAACUGAGGCAAGAGCAGGAGCUUGCCACCUACCAUCACAGGCACUUUGGAAUAAAAAGCCAGAAUGCAAAAGUGAUGAACAAGACAAAAAGGCAAAACUAGCCAUUACUCCUGUAGAAAAGAGAUCCAUAGCAGUAGGCAGCGACAAUUCCAUUGAGACUGUGGUUGUCUACAAUCGCCAAGCAGUCAAGGAUGCUGCUGUUGAAGCUACUGUUGAUGUUAGUCAUGUAGCUAUUGAGACUGAGAUUAGUGUUAUGCACGAUGAGGCAAUUCAGACUGGAGUGGCUACAGAAGAUGCAGCAGUCUGGGUAAUAGAAUCAUUUCUAGGGCUACAAAGUGAGACAGAACGAGAAAUUGACACCCUGCAGCACACUAUCAAAUUUCAGCAAGAGUCAAUCCAGGUUCUCGAGACACGAUUAACUCAAGUCAACCAAGAUCUUGAAGCUUUCAGAGCUCAGGAAGUUGAGAGGGCAUCCAAGAUAAUGCUGGACAAAGAGACAAUAGCAAAACCAGAGACAGCCAAUGCCCAAAUGGAAACAUGUCCUGAAGUUUGUUCAGUAGGAGUGUUGUUUCCAGAUGUGACUGACCCAGAGUACGUUUCAAAAAAUGACAAAAGCAUUCAAACAUAUCCUGUGGAAACUUCAAAGCAAAACAUGGGGGAGCUAGUAAGCAUUGGUAUCCAGUGGGAGUGUCUUAAUGAUACACAAGACGCUGAAGAACAGACAAUGUUUGCAGAGGCUGCAGGGCCUCUGAAAUCUAUCAUGAAGAGGAAGGAUGGGAGUGGUGCUGGUGCAGCUUCCAGCGGUGGCAAAAAGAGCCUGAAGUUUGUUGGAAUUCUAAACGGAGGAUAUGAGUCAACGUCUAGUGAAGAGGAUGAGGAAGAGAGUUCCUCGGAUGAAAGUGAGGCUGGUGCGUGUUCAGACAGUAGUGUGGAAGAAGGAGCAGCUCUAGAGGAUACAUCUGAUGAAGAGAUGAAUAUAAAUGUGGACGAAACUGACAGUGAUGAAAACAUGUCAGUUGGGGCUGAAGAUUCAAAGGAUCAGAAAGAGGAAGUAAAGGAAAAGUUUGAGCUAAGUGUCAAAAUGCGUGAGGCUUGCCUAAUUUUGAAGAACCACCUUAAUGACGGAGCAAAAUCGGUGAAGAGUAAAGAAGUGUUGUCCAGCACUCAUAGCGUUCAGCUGGAGUGGUUCAGGGUAUCCAGUGCAAAGAUGGCCCAGCCGUCACGUGUGUCAAAUUACCUGAUGGCUUUCUCUGAGGUCUCUCCAGUCCUGCUGGAGCACAUAGUCAAUAUGACGGAUGGCAAUGGCAACACUGCCCUACACUACAGCGUCUCUCAUUCCAACUUCACUGUGGUGGACCUGCUGCUUGACACAGACUUGUGCAACGUUGAUCAGCAGAAUAAAGCUGGAUAUACAGCUGUGAUGCUGGCAGCGCUUUCAGCGGUGAAGGAGGAGGACGACAUGGCAGUGGUCCAGAAACUCUUCCGUCUGGGAAACGUCAAUGCCAAGGCCAGCCAAGCGGGACAGACAGCUUUAAUGCUGGCUGUGAGUCACGGGCGGCAGGAGAUGGUGCGGGCGCUGCUCGACUGCGGUGCUGAUGUGAACGUCCAGGACGACGAGGGCUCCACUGCUCUGAUGUGUGCGAGUGAACAUGGCCGGGCUGAGAUUGUGUCCUUACUGCUGGAGCAGCCCGGGUGUGACAUUUCAGUCGUGGAUAAUGAUGGCAGUAAUGCUCUCUCCAUUGCUCUGGAGGCGUCCCACAAUGAUAUUGCUGUUCUACUGUACGCUCACAUGAACUACUCGAAAGCACAGGCAGAUGUAUCGUCUAAAGCAAUCUCCCGAAGCCCGUCCACUUCUAGAAAAACGUGGCCCUCGGAAUGACACAUUAAGAACAAAAUAAAAAUAAAAAUACAAUUAACUAGCUUUACUGGAAGAUUAUACGUUUAUAUAUUUAUAUUCUAUUCAUUUUAUGCACAUAUUUAAUGCACUAUAAUGCAACAUUACUAUGUAAAAUACAAUGUAAACAUUAUUGUAGGCAAGACCAAAAAUUGUACUUAUUUUUUUGUCUCCCGACAGGUGUAUUUACUUUAGUAAUUUCUUACCCUGAUGUCAGUGUUUAAAAUAAGGAAAUAAGGUAUUUGGGAUAAUUGCAGCUUAGCUGUAAUGUUAUUGUGAUUACAUGGUUCACAAGCUAAAGCUAAAGCUUGUUUUGAUAAACCUCAGUGACUCAUGAGAAUGAAAUAUUGCAGCAGAUUAGGGUAAAUCAUAUUCGCUUGAGAAACUCGACACAUCGUGGCUUCGUAACACAGGCAACCUGCGACUGCUAUAAUUAUGCGCUGUUUGGAAAAGGCCAGCAACAAACACCUACAUGAACUCCACCUUUGUUUUCUACUAGUCAUUUAUUUUUAUCUUCAGAUUCAAUUGGAUAAAACUCAUUCUGCCAUGUCUGGGGCUGAUGGGGGCCCUUUAGCCGAGUUGUUUUUUUUUUUUACUGAAAUGACAUUGCCUAACUUUUGGAAAGGAGAAACAUUUGCCUUCUGAACUUUUUAAAACUACAGCUGAAUUAAAUCAGCCAGGAAUGUCUGGACAAAUCAAAGCAUUUGUUUAAAAAAAUGCACACUUCAGUUAUUAAGCUUGAAAUACCGACGCUUUGUGGCUGUGAAAUGUUAAACACGCUCAUGAUUAAUGUGAUCUACACCAGGUGUUAACUUGGAAGGACGCUUGCAUAAAGGCAGUUCUAUAUGAUUUAUUUUCCAUAAUUAUUUGCUGACCAUCAAGGGUUUGCUGGAUUCAUACACUUAUAACAGAACUCGGCACUUUACACAAAUUGCGAAACAUGGUGGUAAAUACCUGUAGAAGUCUUAAACUAGAAUGUUUUUUGUAGAUUUUAAACGGACAAGCUUUCACUUUUAAUAUCCAAAGAUGCUGCAGUGGCUCGCCUGGAACAUCUCAUUUGCCCUUUAGUUGCUCAUUUAAACAUAUUUUGACUUGUAUUAUUAUCAUCAUUUUUUUUUUUUUCAAGGUCUCAAGUAUGGAUCUGUAUAAGUGUUGGUCUAUCAGUAUUUCAUUUGUGUAUUUCACUUGGUUUCUAUGCUCUGUUUAAAUGAUUGUAUCAUGCUGUGCAGCUUGUGCUAUUUCAUUUAGCAUUUUUUAAAAUGUACAUUUAAAGGAAAAUUGUAUGUCAUUAAGUUACUCAUUAAGAAAAUGCGACUACCCGAAAGUGGAUUUGUGUCAUGUAAAUACAUCAGUGUGACCAAUGUAUAAAUGGUUAGACCGUAUUAAAUAUCAAACGUCUUAUGAAAAA